Messenger RNA from Urocitellus parryii (Arctic ground squirrel), 993 nucleotides. It is a transcript of the gene Clec9a, whose product is annotated as C-type lectin domain containing 9A. NCBI's taxonomy places the organism in Eukaryota, Metazoa, Chordata, Mammalia, Rodentia, Sciuridae. Gene Ontology annotation, biological process: receptor-mediated endocytosis. The record is from RefSeq and is a predicted model, not a curated record. Gene Ontology annotation, cellular component: membrane; cell surface.
AUGCACGAAGAAGAAAUAUACACCUCUCUUCAGUGGGAUAAUCCAACAUCAGAAACUUCUCAGAAAUGUCUGACUUCCACCAAACUUUCAGGAACAUGCUGUGUUGUGAUGGCGAUUUCAUGGAUUUUCUGCAUAGGCUUGUUAACAACAUCCAUUUUCUUUGGCAUCAAAUUUUUCCAGGUAUCUACCAUCUCAAUGCAGCAGCAAGAAAAACUCAUCCACCAGGAAAGAGCAUUGUUGAACUUUACGCAAUGGAAGAGAAACCAUGACCUUCAGAUGAAAUGUUGUCAAACCUUGAUGCAAAAUUCUUUCAGUUUGGCCUGUAACUGCAGUCCUUGUUCSGACAACUGGAUUCAGAAUGGAAAGAGUUGUUACUAUGUCUAUGAUAUUUGGAAAAGUUGGCCAGCCAGCAAAGAGGCUUGUUUGAAAGAGGGCUCCAGUCUUCUACAAAUAGACAGCAAAGAAGAAAUGGUUUUUAUCACCAAAAACUUGCAGAAGCUCAAAGUAGGCUAUGCGUACUGGGUGGAAAUAUCUCAGGAUGGACUUCAGGCACCUUUGCUUUGGCAAGAUGACUCCUCUCCUUCCCCUGACCUGUUACCAACAAAGAGACCCCAGUCAACCAACCAGCUCUGCAGAUUCCUCAAAGACAAUGUCCUUUUGUCAGAUAACUGUAACAAAUGGAAAUAUUUUAUCUGUGAGAAGUGCUCAUUAAGAUGCUCUAUCUGAAAGAAAUUGCUCAAAAAGAUCUAUAAUGCUGGUAUUUGAAACAGGCCAUUGAAAAACCUGCCACAAAAAGACUAAGAGCAAAUACAGAAGUAAACCAGUGUAUGGCCUUUGAAAUCAGCUUCCUGGAAAUCAACCCUUCCUUUCAUAUUUUCACUUGGAAAUGUCUUCAACAAUUUGAAGAUUUCAGUUGACAUUGUUCAAAUUGCCAAUAAAUUGAUUGGAACCACAGAGGACCAGACACUGAUGCUCUGUGAACAAACAAGAACA